This is a messenger RNA of Aspergillus niger, 1431 nucleotides long. RefSeq lists its product as uncharacterized. NCBI's taxonomy places the organism in Eukaryota, Fungi, Ascomycota, Eurotiomycetes, Eurotiales, Aspergillaceae. The transcript has 2 exons. The record is from RefSeq and is a predicted model, not a curated record. Bases 1 to 1431 code for a protein of 476 amino acids.
AUGGCGAAGAUAUUCCCAGCAGACAGUCCGUUGUGCAAUCUCUUUAGCACUGCGCCAAAGAAGCCGACCCAAAAUGUCUUCGCAUCGCCAGAAUCGCCUCCCCAAACGACCACGGACUAUCCCCAGCCCUGUGUCAGUCCCUACGCAAGCCCUGUCAAUCACAUCACAAUCGGCCGCACCACCUACGCCGUCCCCGAAUACUACGUCCUCAAAAUCCCGAACUUGAAGUUCGCCUACAUGAAGGAAUUCGCCCUCGAAGAAAUGUACGCCGACAUUGGACAUACCUUCAUCCACUAUCUCUACACUGGCGAGUAUCAAACUCUCGCCGCGUCUCCCAGCGUCCCUCCCUCCAAAUCCCGAGCUUGGGAAUUCAAACGCAGCGUGUACGCCUUCCACAUGGCUCAGCGACACCAGAUCCAGGGCCUGUUGGACCACGCAAAGCGCUAUAUGCAUACCUUUGUUGACUCUUUGUCAACACUGGAACUACUCAAGAUUGCCCGAGAGGUUUAUGCUACUAUGUUCACUGGUAGAAAGUGGUUUGAGGAUUUCGUGCAUGAUCAACUUGCUGCAGCAUUCAAAGCUGGUGAAGAACAAUUCAGAAAUGAUAUAUUGAAGUACGGCGUGGGAAGCGAUGCAAAGUUUGAUCAGUUCAUCUUGGAACUCGUCAUGAAAAUCUACUCCGGGAGCAUUGCCAACUUGACCAAGGCGGCUGCCAACGGGUCAGCAUCCGGCCAUGAUACCCCUGCGUCCGACGAGGAUGCUUCUACUGAUCAAACGACUGUCGUGGCUGAAGAAAAUGAGGUCAAGAGCGAUCCUGAAGCUAGCUUGAAUGGUUCGGAUGACAGUGUCAAGGAUUCCAAACCCGCCGACACUGUGCCAGAAGAACUGGAUGAUAAUUCCAAGUCUCCAUCUCCCGCUCCAGCUUUACCUCUUCCAUUCACCUUCCGGUCGCCGCAGCCAGUGAGGCAUCAAAGCUUUACACCGGAACCAGCUUCACCCAAGACACAGCUAAAGUCAGAGCUGGAGCCCAAGCCAAAGGAGCCUUCAAAGCCUGCGACAUCUCCAAAGCCUGUUCCGGAAACAACGGCCCAUCCGGAGAAGCUGACGCAGCCUGAGAAAGCGACACAGCCAGAGAAAGCGCGACAGCCAGAGAAAGUCCCAUUCGACAAGCCAGAGCCGAGUCCCAAAUUCAACCCACGAAGCGGAGCGCAGACACCAGAGAGUGCUCCCGGCGAUAACAAUUCCAGCCCCCGCAAGAAGUCAAAAAAGAAGAGAGGAGGGAAGAACAAGAAUGGAAACUCGAAUGGACCAUCGUCUGGUAAUUUGAACACACCAUUGUCUAAAAAGCCGAAUGCACCAUCGAACCCAGUUAAUGGUACACCUAAGAAGUGGGAACCGAAGACGACACCAGAAUCAAUUUCGUUCAUUUAG